AUGGGUCACGACGCUGCGUUCACAGAAGAGUCGCAUAUCCUUCGUGGGCAUCGACAAGAUAGAAUCAGCGUCCAGAGGGAAGGAAGAGAGGGGAUGGAUUGGAAGAAGAGGGAAGAAAUUGAAAUUGUAGCAGUGGAGGGAAUGAUUUUUGAAUUUGGACUGUUCACUAGACGAGGAACUAUGAUCAAGGUGAAGACACUCACAGGAAAAGAAAUUGAAAUCAAUAUUGAUCCUACUGAUACUAUUGAACGUAUCAAGGAGCGGGUUGAGGAGAAAGAAGGAAUUCCUCCAGUCCAACAAAGGCCCAUUUAUGCUGGUAAGCAGCUUGCAGAUGACAAAACUACUAAAGAUUACAACAUUGAGGGUGGCUCUGUUCUUCACCUGGUUUAUCUCAGGGGUGGCGGUCUUUAG
Fraxinus pennsylvanica is the source of this 411-nucleotide messenger RNA. The record is from the annotation of a GenBank genome assembly. NCBI's taxonomy places the organism in Eukaryota, Viridiplantae, Streptophyta, Magnoliopsida, Lamiales, Oleaceae.